This is a messenger RNA of Lutzomyia longipalpis, 1250 nucleotides long. RefSeq names its product receptor expression-enhancing protein 5-like. The record is from RefSeq and is a predicted model, not a curated record. The transcript is spliced from 5 exons. NCBI's taxonomy places the organism in Eukaryota, Metazoa, Arthropoda, Insecta, Diptera, Psychodidae. Bases 405 to 869 code for a protein of 154 amino acids.
UAAACUCAUAUACAGACAACUCCAACAAAGAUUCCUAUCAGUCUUAUCAGUAUACGGGUUUGUGGCGACGUGGAACCCGAAUAGGUGUCUCUUUUGGGGGAGAGAGCAUUUACACAAUAUUUUAGUUUCCGCAGAAGAGAACAAUAGGUGGCUCACUCUUUCUCUCGGAUUUUGCAUGCGAGAAAUCUCUAAUUUUCUUGUGAAUCUUCUAAGAAUAAAGUGUGUGUGCGUUUUUCUCACAGUACAACCGCAGUUGGGGAAAAAUGUGUGUUUGUGCAGCAGCUCUGUUGGAACCUUCAACUUGAAACGCGUCUCCUUCUCUCAGUUUAAACUACUUUUUUUAAACCUUUCUCUCCUCCUUUUUUCUUGGUCUUUCAAUUUCUCUCAGUGCGCCCGGAAAGAAGAUGGAUUUUGUUAUCAAUCUACUACAAGAUAAUUCGCAAAAAGUUGCAAUCGGAGCCGUUGGUCUCUUUGCGCUGUACUUGAUGUUUGGUUGGGCCGCCCAGUUGCUGUGCAAUGUUGUUGGUAUCAUCUACCCAGCCUACAUCUCCAUGAAGGCCAUCGAGUCGUCCACGAAGGUUGAUGACACAAAAUGGCUCACUUAUUGGGUCAUCUAUGCUGUUCUCUCCACUGCUGAAUUCUUCUCUGGCUUCCUCACCAACUUUAUUCCCUUCUACUGGCUCUUGAAGUGUAUCUUCCUUAUUUGGUGUAUGGCGCCCAUUGAGCAGAAUGGAUCUGUUUUCCUGUAUCACAGAUUUAUCAGGCCGUUCUUCCUCAAGCACACAGGAGAAGCCGAUGCAGCUAUCGAUAAGAUUGCAGAGAAGGCCAAAAAGAUGGCUGGAGACAUCAUCAAUAGCAAGAAAGAUUGAAAACUCAGCAACCACCGACUAAUUAUUGCAACAUGAAUGAAUUAUUCAUGAAGAAAAAAAUCUUUUAUCGAAAUAUCCAACACUAUGGUUGGAUUGUUAUUAAAAUUGAUACGUUACUCCCACGAAUUUUUUCCCAUCUUCCUGACCCCAAAUCCCUUCACCUCUCAAUGGCCAAUGCUUAAGCACAAAAAUAUUUUUGGGUAUAAAUAAUGAAUUUUUGUCAAAGAUUGUUGCCUUUUUGGUGCAUAUAAUACAUUGUUAUCAAAGUAUAUUAUGCCCGCGUGAGCCUUGCAGAUGAAUUAUACAAUUGUGUUUGAGCAGAUAAAGACAAAAAUAUUGAUGGUUUAAGAGACUCUAGAAAAUAAAAUUGAUAGAAAUUUA